Molecule: messenger RNA, 2892 nt
Organism: Pseudomassariella vexata
Lineage: Eukaryota; Fungi; Ascomycota; Sordariomycetes; Amphisphaeriales; Pseudomassariaceae
Exons: 7
Coding region: 152-2404 (750 amino acids)
Biological process (GO): regulation of DNA-templated transcription
Cellular component (GO): nucleus
Molecular function (GO): transcription cis-regulatory region binding; zinc ion binding; DNA-binding transcription factor activity, RNA polymerase II-specific
Source: RefSeq, a predicted model, not a curated record
GUUCCCCACCGUCGGCAACCGUCGGCUCGAGCUCACCAAGAUUUUGAUAGAGUGGAACCUGGACCUGUGAAGGCAAAUAGAUGGUGACCUGCGUUCUCCGACGGCAUCGUGUUCACACUUUAAGAAGCUUUGUACGACGGCGGAGAAAGACAUGGCCUCGUCACUGCAGCUACCCGUGUCGACUCGACCCACCGGGAGUCCCGGAAUCGCCGUUGAGUCUGAGGCGAUUCCGAUCCCGAAAGGCCCGUCGCCGGCGUCGUCGAUCCCUGGGCAGCAGCCGCCUGACCUUGGAACCGCGUCGUCGAUCUCUGCGACGCGACAUGGUGGGGGAGGCGCGAAACGCAAAGCUGGGGCUUCAGUCGGCGCCGCUGCCGGAUCUUCGAUCAAGGGUGGUGCGAAUAGGGGAUUUACUGACAAGGACGACGCGACGGAGAAGGGCGCUGGCAGCAAUAGCCAGAAGCGCAGACGUCGUGUGUUCUCCUGCCAGUCGUGUCAGAGGCUCAAGUGUCGAUGCGAGUAUGACGCCGGGUCUCAGGCUUGUCACCGUUGUGUGACACUGAGGAUCGAGUGUUCACUCAAGGGAGAGUUCCUCGAGGCUCCACCCAACCAGAAGCCAGUCGACUCGAGCUCAAGCAUCGAGGACAGGCUGAGCCGGCAUGAGAAAUCCUUGGCAGACAUCAAGAACAUGCUGGAAUUCGUGUCGCGUCAGUUCGGGCUUGUCAGCGACAUCCACAAGAGCCCCAAGAUGGUCAGAGGCGAGGUCGACACCGAGACGCCCGGCUCCAAUGAAGAGGAAGACCCCGAGAAUCUCGCCGACCCCGUCGACCUAGGCAUCAAAUCAGCGCCCACCGUCGUGCUGAGGGAGAUUGGCGAGCAAGUCACCAAGGGGUACCGGAGGCUUGAGCACGUCAAGCUUGACCUGAUCCAGCUACAGCUGCUAGACGAGCAGACCGCCAAUGAGCUGGUUCGCCUCUUCUUCAAACACCACGGCCACAUGUUGCUGGUCUAUGAUCCGACAGAGGCCGGCGCCAGGGACUUGAGGGAGGUUUCGGCCUUCCUACACAGCGUCUGCUGCUUGUGUGCCACCCUCUACCGCGACGAUCUGUGCGGUACUACGACCCACCGAGGGGUGUACGAGCAAGUCCGCAUUACGCUUGGACAGGUUCUCCUGUCGAGCCCCCUGAGUCUGGAAGAGAUUAAUGCUGUCUUGUUGAUGAGUGAUCACGCAGAUGGACCCGAGUACAUUGACAGCUGGCUUUUGACCGGAUACUGCGCCAAACAAGCCAUGCUCAGCAUCAGCUUCUCCAAGAUCGUCAAUAACAUCAAGCGGGGGACUACCACAGUUUCAGACCGUCGAGCCAUUCACUUGUGGUCUACCAUCUGUUUACACCAUUUGCACUGGGCCGCUACGACCGGCAGGCCAUCGGUCCUUCAAAACGCCUACAUCAACCAAUGCAAUAUCCUGCUAAGCUUCUACCAGGCAAGCAUGCAGAAUGGAAUGCUUGUGGCGGAGAUAAUGCUCUACUCGGUGCUUCAUCAGAAACUGAACCGUCGGUCCUAUCUAGAUGCCAAUAGUGAAUGUGAGGAGUUCAAAUCAUGGAAACAGAGGUGGAAUCAUCUAAUGUCUCUCCCAACAGCGUCAAUGCUGAGAAUUGGCUACUACGCUGCCAACUUGAUCCUUGCAGUACGCGCCCUGGAAGAAAGCGGCCAUGCCAUGAGCCCUAAGACAUUCCUAUCCAACAUGUCCUUGGUUGAUCCCACGAGUGGCAAUAACGACGAUGCGGAUGCCGAAGGGACCAAGAAGGACACCCAUGUAUUGCAUGUGCAUACCUCACGCUUUGCGCACUCGGUCUUGGAGACGUUUGUGGACAUGCCUCCAUUCUUAAUGGAUUCGAUUCCCACUUACCUUUGCCUCUGCAUUGGGUACUCGGCGCUUAUACUAGCUCACUACGACGAGAAACAGUCCAAGGUGCCUCCCGAAGUUAGCAUUGGCCUCAUAUCGCGACUGGAAGAUUGGUGCAUGCGCACACCAAGUAAGUCCUGGGCCAUCAAGUUCGCAAAAUUGGCGAGGCAAAAGGUGGAGUCGCGGACUGGCAGCAGACUGCACCCGGAGCUGAGGAGGGGCACAGCCAGGGAAAAUGACAGGCGACAUAUGCCUGGAUGGAGUGCGACAGAUAUGUCGAUUUCGGCUUUCGCCGUGGGCCCGGAACACAGCAUGCCGCCGUCUGGAAUGGCACACACUCGACACUAUGAGGGCGACGAUUAUGUUUCGCCCGGAGAUGCCUUCCCACUGGCAUCCGAUGGAUUGCCGCCGGGCUACGAGGUGUCACAAGGUGUGAUUCCGAGCAUGGAAGACUUCUUUGGGGGUGGUUUCUUGGAUUUCAUGAGGCACCCGAGGGGUUGACAAGGCACUUGAAUAUGCAGAGCACCCCACCCUUGGGAGCUGACAAAUCUACGGACCACUUCCCAGGAAUUGACCCGACCGCUUUGACCACUUUCACUCAAUUACCUUUGACCCUAAGCCUUGUACUGGACUCUAGGGUAAUAUUGAACCGGCCAAUUGUCCACCAAGGAUUCCUCAUCUCACCUCUUUGGGCCAAGUGGGUCGAGCAAGGGGAAUAUAUAUCCCGUACUACGUCUUAUAUACAAGCUGUCGUAAGUUCCCGUCCAAAUCGUUUGUGGCAACGUGAGUUCAACAAAAUGUCGAACCGACGAAGCAUCCUUGUUAUUGGUGCCAACGGGUAUAUUGGCCUCGCAGUGUGCCGUGCCUUCGUCCGCGCUGGAUGGCGUGUCUACGGUCUGGUACGCAAGCCAGAAUCAGCCCAGUCACUUGCAGCAGAGGAGGUCACCCCUAUCGUCGGAUCUGCGUCGGACCUUUCAUUCCUGGAUCAG